AACUGAGGCUCAGAGAGCCUAGGGAGUCUUUCACGCUCUCAUGGGGCUUUAGGGCAAAAUUCCUGUCUCCUCUUGGACUCUGAACUCCUAAGGUACAGCAAGCCCUGUCCCGGUCCCUGCCCUCCUCCCACUACCCCAGGCCCUGGAUGGUGAGAGGAGCCAGCCCAGCCUCUUUGAGCUUCCUCCCUCCAGGGCCAGCUGGGCAGGGCAGUGUGCGCCUGCUGGAAGGGUUAGCAAGGAGUGUUUGUAGCAGCCACUGUCUCCAAGGAGAGGAGAAAGAAUAGGGAGGCUGCAGCCGUGCAGGCAGCCUGGCUGGUGGAGUAGCACCUGAUCUGUCCAGCCCUGGGGACGAAAGCAAUGUCCUCACCUCCACCUUGGCUGGUAGGUGCUGAACUCUAAGUGGACUGGGCAGGGGGAACGUGAGGUCGCCAGAGGGCUACCAAAGGGACUGUUCUGGCAGGGACUGAGGAAUGUGGGGGGCGGGGCAGGGGCCUGACCUGGCCUGGAGGCUGACGCUGGUAGCAGGCAGCAGUAGAGCCAGAAGUCCUGGGCUCCUCUAGAGUAGACCACAAAGCUCUGAAUCAGAAAGGUCUCAAGGAACAGGAGUAAAGAGGCAGGAGAGGGAGAGAAGAGGCACCCACCUCUUUCCCUGCUGAAGUGCAGCCAUGUCCCAGCUCCAAGGACACAGGAAGAGAUGUGAGGCCCUGGGGCCUCUGGUGCGUAGCAUCCGUCCCUUCAAGUCCAGCGAACAGUACCUGGAGGCCAUGAAGGAAGACCUGGCCGAGUGGCUUCGGGAUCUCUAUGGGCUGGACAUCAAUGCGGCCAACUUCCUGCAGGUGCUGGAAACAGGCCUGGUGCUGUGCCAACAUGCCAACAGGGUCACCGAGGCUGCUCUAGCCUUCCUGGAAGAGGCUCCUGCCCAAGCCCAGAGGAUUCCCAUGCCUCGGACUGGGGUUUCCUGCAAUGGGGCUGCCCAGCCAGGGACUUUCCAGGCCAGGGACAAUGUCUCCAACUUCAUCCAGUGGUGUCGAAAGGAGAUGGGCAUCCAAGAGGUGCUGAUGUUCGAGACGGAGGACUUGGUGCUGCGCAAGAACGUGAGGAACGUGGUUCUCUGCUUGCUGGAGCUGGGCCGCUGCGCCUGGCGCUUCGGCGUGGCGGCGCCCACGCUGGUGCAGCUGGAGGAGGAGAUCGAGGAGGAGCUGCGGCAGGACCUGGCCCUGCCCCCACCAGACCCCCCGCGGCCUGCGGUCCAGGUUCGCCGGCCCUGCCACUUCCGAAACCUGGACCAGAUGGUGCAGAACCUCGUGAGCCACUGCACAUGCCCAGUGCAAUUCUCCAUGGUCAAGGUGUCCGAAGGGAAGUACCGAGUGGGAGACUCCAACACCCUCAUCUUCAUCAGGAUCCUCCGGAACCAUGUGAUGGUGCGUGUGGGGGGCGGCUGGGACACGCUGGGUCAUUAUCUGGACAAGCAUGACCCCUGCCGGUGCACAUCGCUCUCGCACAAGCCAGUCAGCUUCUUGAAGCCUCCAGCCCCACCGGUGCAGCAUCAAGUGAGGGUGCAGGACGGGCCCUUUCUGCCACAGCCUACAAUGACCAUCAGCCGCUCGCAGAGCCCACUUCCGCCCGUGGACUGGAAGACAUACACUGCUUCAGACCAAAAGCUGAGGCCUGCCUCCUCUUCCUCCCCCGGACCUUGCAGCAAAAGGGGAGCAAGAGCUAGGGCCCUCAGACAGAUGGUUCCAUUUCAAAGGUCCCAGGAAAGGUUUCAUGCUUCAUCUCAGAGGCAGCUGUCAGCUGGGGCCAGCCCACUGAGUCCCCACUUCUCUUCCACUCAUAGAGACGGAGACUUACAGUGCAGCCCAUCAGGGAAGAGAGAGAUCCGAUACCCUGGGGAACUCGGUAGAGGAAAGACUCCUACAUCUUGGGUUCAUGAGGAGAUGGUUAGUCAGGGAACCUGUGCCAAGGUCCCCACCCCACAGAGACCCCAAGCUCAAGCCACCACCAAAGGGACAUCAGCAAGAGGAUCAUCUUCCCUACCUCAUUCCUCUAGCCCAACUAAGCCCCUGGGCCUCAUGUUGCCACCCCGGGGUGAGGCUGAGGGUGCAUCCCUCCAGCUCAGGGAGCCAGCAUCUAUUAGUUCUCCAUCCCCUGUCAGAGGACUCAUUAAGGUCCCCAUCUGGGUGUCCCCUGCUCGCCCUCCCACCCCAGGAAAAAAUUUCCAAGGUACUCCAACUGGAGGAUUCACAGCAGAGCUGAGCAGAGGUCCUAUCCCACUAGGGGCUGUCACAGAAGACUUGGCUGGGUUCAGACAUGAGGACAGCUCUGUGGAAGGGAGGAGGCAGGGGGACCAGCUCACAGAUACCUGGGUCACUGCAGAGGCUGCAGAACCCCAGGGCCUGACCCUACAGGAGCAGGAAGGGAAGUGUACUCCCCUGCCCCUGGACAGGACCAAGGAGCAAACCACCUCCCACAGCCUUGAGGAGGAGAUUGUGACCAAAAUGAAGAGGCUAGAGGUGCAGGGUGCCCAUCCCCAGGGCACAAAGCCUCCAGCUAUCCCUCGAAGUGGAGUCUAUGUCCCCAGCCUGGGUGGGCGGUGGCCUGAGCCUGGGGGUCUUUAUGACCAAGUUAUCCGAGAACUGGCUCAUGGUCCCCCACCCCUCCUUAAAGUGAACCUGGGAGCCUGGACUGUGUCCCCCACAGGCUCCCCUAAGCCAGCUGUUACUGCAGGCCCACAAAGCACAAAAGGAAAGCCGGGAGCCAGAGACAGUGGGCCACUGGCAAAGGCAAGCUUUAGUUCCAACAGCAGCACGAUGUGGGAGGCUUCACUUCCAGGAGGGCAGGACUGCUCAGCCCCCAGGAUGUCUGCCAGCCCUGAGAUCCCCACUCCUUUGCCUCCAGACCCCAGUUCUGACAAAGCCAAGGGAUGUCUGGGCAAAGGCAAGAGAACACUCCGGAAGCCCAAGAGGGUCCCAUCCAUCUACAAGCUCAAGUUGAGGCCCAGGAUCCGGCCCCGGAGAGACCACAGACCUGAGAAGCAUCCUUCACGAAUCCCCAAACCACUGGCCUACCUUUGUCUGGGUCCAGCUAGGGCACCCUCCCGGGAGAGGCCAUUGAGAGCUGACCUGAGCAGCACAAGAGGAGGAGUAGCCCAGGUGGGCAGAGGUUCAGCCAGAGAACAAGAAGAAAAGAAGAAAGAGUCAUUGGCUUCAGUGGAGAAAAUCCCCCAGCCGUUGGAGGGCCAGGGCCCUCAACAACUGGAUCAAGCCCAGCUCUCCUCGGAGGAAUCCUGGGUCUGAGGAGUCUGCAGCUGGGGGAGGAGGAAAGCAAAAAUGGGUGCCCACAUAUGCAAGAGCAGAAGGGAGGUUCUUUCAUCUCAGCAGAGGACCUUGGCCAGGAGGGGACCAAAGACAAGUGUAGACUCAAUCUGUUCCACUGAGCAAAAGGACAACCAACCCCUCCCACUCCAAUUCCAGCAUUAGCCCAAAGACAGUGGGAUGACCUUAUAUCAUAAUGACCUCCACAGAAACGGUCCCCAAACUCCUAGCCUGUCACCAUGGCAAACACAUGUGGGUGUGUCCUGGAGCCCCCAGCAUUUGGGCUCCCUACUUCUAGGGCUGUGGAGGUGUAGGAAAGUAACUUUUAAGUAUUAGCCCACUGAAAGGAGGUAGGGAUGAGGGAGGCCUCCUUUCUGGAGACUCUGCCAACCUUGCCAGACAGCCUUCUCUUUCCUGGAGGUGGCCGGCAGCUCAAAACUAUAGACAGAGACAUGAGCUGCCCAACACACAAAACUCCUGCAGGCCACCUUACCAAGAACUUCAAAGCUUUGCAGCUUGGGAACCCAGCCCAUUCAGGGGCAAGAGGGAUGGCUAAGAGUAUUUCCACCAUAUCAAUGUCCCAGAAGCUAGGCUUCAGAGGCCACAAAGUCUCAGCCCUGUGGUAAGAAGAUGCAGGAGAAGCUGGGACUGGUCCUGUUAUAAAGUCUGCAGAGAGAACAGCAAGGGGGAAAAUUAUGUUCUCUCCUGGUUUGGAACUCAGUGGAAAGGAGAUCUGUUCCCAAACUCCUCUCCUCCAACCUCCUCAUUGACCUGAGCUUUAAGACUGGCAACCACUUCAUUGUCACACUCCUGCCCACGCAGAACUCAGCAGGCAGGUACUACAGGGACCUGUCCCCUCCUUCCGUUUGGAACAGAGCCAACACCUUGGUACAGAAACAAGGGAAACACUCCCUGAUGUUUAAUCUGACUUCCAGUAACAGCCUAUGGGCAUCACACACACUUCCAGACCCUGUGGUGGGAAACCCUGAUGGGGCUGGGGAAGGACAGAGACUCAGAAUGGGUGUGGAAGGACCUGAAAUCCAAGACCUGGUGUGAAGCGCAGGGCUGUGAGGUGCAGCCAAUGGGGGAUACAUUCCAAUGUUCCCCACGGGGGCAGCCAGAAGUCUGGUCCCCCACCCUCGCCUCAGGUGCUUCUGAGUUGGGAGUGGGAGGAAACAGAAGAUGCUGUCAUCUGCCCUCAUCCCUCUGGUGAACCAGUGGGUAAGGGUGCAAAGACAAGAGUGGGCUGCCCUCUUCCUUACCCUCCUGGCCACUCAAGUGUGGAGGAGGGGAGCCACUUCCUCUGUUUCAGAGGGAGGCUCAGAGAGGGCAAGUCAUUGGCCCAGUCAUGCAGCACAGCAGGGGCUAAAACCCAGCACAAUGGUCUGCCCAAGGUUGGGGCAGCUGCUGUAGGGCUGUGCUGACCUCAUGGGGGGAGGGAGUGGAGAUCAGUGGGGGAAACAGAAGAGAGAAUCAUAUACUCCCUCCACCCUGGAUCCUAAUGAUAAACUCCCCCGCCCAUGACCCUUUUCCAGCCUCCCAUCACCACUUGGGGCUAUCUGAUUUCCUGGUUAUGUGCUGCAGCCUGGGCUAAGCUGGCCAAAGCUGGACUGUUCAAUGUACCCUCCUCUUUUAACCAAGGGUCCCUGAUAUCCUCCCACUGGACUAGGGCCAAGGGCUCAGCCUCAAAGAGAACUUCCUUUGGCCAACGGCAAGGGACAUGGCACCAUU
Cavia porcellus (domestic guinea pig) is the source of this 5045-nucleotide messenger RNA. It is a transcript of the gene Gas2l2, whose product is annotated as growth arrest specific 2 like 2. Gene Ontology annotation, molecular function: cytoskeletal adaptor activity; microtubule binding; actin filament binding. Gene Ontology annotation, biological process: actin crosslink formation; regulation of microtubule polymerization or depolymerization; microtubule bundle formation. The coding region runs from base 666 to 3296 and encodes 876 amino acids. NCBI's taxonomy places the organism in Eukaryota, Metazoa, Chordata, Mammalia, Rodentia, Caviidae. The transcript has 6 exons. The record is from RefSeq and is a predicted model, not a curated record. Gene Ontology annotation, cellular component: cytoplasm; stress fiber; microtubule plus-end.